Molecule: messenger RNA, 822 nt
Organism: Podospora bellae-mahoneyi
Lineage: Eukaryota; Fungi; Ascomycota; Sordariomycetes; Sordariales; Podosporaceae
Exons: 1
Coding region: 1-822 (273 amino acids)
Source: RefSeq, a predicted model, not a curated record
AUGUUCAACCACAACAGAAUACCGCAUCUCCUCCUCACCAUCUUAUCACUAUCCUCAUUAUCCACCGCCCAAGACGACACCUCCUCAAUCACGUCGGCCAGCUUUCUUUCCCUCUCGGACCUCCAACUAAUACCCUCGCUCGCCAUCCCAAUCUCGUGCAUCUUGUCCUACAAUGCGCCCAUACUCAACUGCCGAAAAUUCGACAUUGCACAAGGGCAAUGCACGAUUGCCUGCCGGCGGGGUAUUCGAGAUAAGGAGGACUCGCUGAGGGAGAGAUGCUCCGAUGUGGCUGUCACCAGGGGGUCGUGGUUGUGGCUGGCGCUGCAGGGCGGGUUGGGUCAGGCGCUGUGUCGGGCGCCGGGGCAAGGUACUGUUGUUACUUCCACUAUUCGGCCGACGGCUAGCACGAGCAGCACGAUAGUGAAGGAGACGACGGUGACGAGGAGCGAGGCGCAAGGGGAUGAGAUAUUGACGUUUACUACAGUUCGUACUCCUACGAGCUCGAGUGCGGUGGUGGAGACGACGACGACGACAACGACGACGAGCGAGGCUGUUAGAGGGGAUGACACCACUACGUCGUUGCCGACGAUUAUCCCGACUUUUGUGCAGAGUGCUGAGCCUAGUGCUACUAGUAGUGAGGAGGCACCGGCUGAGACGGGGGAUGGUGAUGAAGAGAAUGUUGUGGUGGUUCCGGGAGGGGGAGGAGGAAGCCCGUUUGAUACUGUUUUGGCUGUUAAUGCUGGGGAGUCUUUGAAGGAGAGGAGCAACUUGGGUUGGGUGAUGGGGACGGUGAUUGGUAUUGGAAUGAUGUUUUGGAGGUAG